Molecule: messenger RNA, 2379 nt
Organism: Triticum turgidum subsp. durum (durum wheat)
Lineage: Eukaryota; Viridiplantae; Streptophyta; Magnoliopsida; Poales; Poaceae
Source: the annotation of a GenBank genome assembly
AUGGCAUGGGCUCCCAAUGGGAGUGGUCAAAAUAAGAAUGAUGUUCAAGCUUGUGUUACAAGAAGUGCAGUAAAAAUGAAGAAUGUAGCUAAUAAGCAAUUAAGCCAAAGCUUUGCAUUUGCCCAUCAAGAUCAUUGGAGACCUACAUUGAAGCCCAAGACUGUCGAAUCUGAAGCCGAUGGGGGAGGAGGCCAGGGCUUGAGCAGUGUUUCGCAAGAAGAGGAAAACAGUGCCACCAUCAAUGAGGCACUCAAAUUGGGGGAGGGAUCAAGCAAUGGAUCGUUGGAAGAGGACAGAGCAGCAAUCGGCGAUGAGGAUGAGGAUGAGGAUGAUGAGGAUGCUUGGGAUUGCAAGAGCCUGGAUGAAUUUGAUGUCAUGUCUGCUGCUGGCAAUUCUCACUCUUCUGAAGAAGAGGAAACCAAAGGGAAGCAUGUGGCCUCCGCUGCUCCGGUCGUUAAUGCAGCCAAUGAUGCAGGCAAUGAGAUUGUGGAGGAUAUCUUCGACGCUCAGGAUGUGGAUGGAGAUGAAAAGGAGCUUCGAGCACCGAUAUGCUGCAUCCUUGGGCACGUGGAUGCCGGAAAGACGAAGCUCCUGGAUUGCAUCCGGGGCACCCAUGUGCAGGAGCGGGAGGCCGGGGGCAUCACACAGCAGAUUGGCGCCACCUACAUACCGGAAAACAUCAGGGACAGGACGAGUUUAAAAGCUGAAACCGCCAUCAAAGUUCCUGGUUUGCUCGUGAUUGACACCCCUGGCCAUGAGUCCUUUAGUAAAAUGCGUUCAAGGGGAUUGAGUAUGUGUGACAUCGCCGUGGUUGUAGUCGAUAUUACGCAGGGGCUUGAGAAGCAGACGAUUGAAUCCCUUCAUCUUUUGAGACGGCACAAUGUGAGCUUCAUUGUCGCCUUGAACAAGGUUGAUCGCCUCUAUGGGUGGAAGGAAUGUACCAAUGCACCAAUAGUUGAGGCACUCAAGAAGCAAUCUGACGACGUCAAAAGUGAAUAUAAAUGGAGGUUAACUAAGGUUGUAACAGAGUUUAAGGAAAAUGGCUUCAACACUGCACCAUACUAUGAAAAUAAUAAGAAGAAAAAAGUGGUUAACAUUGUCCCGACCAGUGCAGAAAGCGGUGAAGGUGUCCCAGAUCUUCUACUGCUACUGGUGCGGUGGCUGCCUGGCAUAAUUACAGAUAAGCUGGCCUAUGACGAUACAGUAGAGUGUACAGUACUAGAAGUCAAUGAACAUAAAGAUUUAGGAACUACUGUUGACGUAGUACUGAUUAAUGGUGUGCUGCACCAAGGGGAUCAAGUAAUUGUUUGCACUAAACAGGGGCCUGUUACAACCAUUAUUAGAGACUUGUUGACCCCUCAUCCAAUGAAAGAACUCAAAGCUAAGGGUGCAUAUAAGCAUCACAAGGAGGUCAGAGCUGCGCAGGGGGUAAAAAUUGUGGCACGGGGACUUCAAUAUACAAUGGCUGGCACUUCCCUCAUUGUAGUGAAGCCAGGGGAUGAUUUGCGACAAGCUGAAGCAGCUGCAAUGCAAGAGAUUGAUAUGGCCAUUAGCACGACAGAUGAGAACGAGAAGGGAACAACAACUCAAGAAGUUAGUAGUAUCGUGACUUCCAAGGAGGGCAUCUAUGUGCAAGCUUCUAGUGUUGGAACCUUGGAAGCUAUCAUUGCGCACUUGAAGAGCAGUAGUGUGGACAUUCCUGUUUAUGCUUGGAACUUAGGACCCGUCUACAAGCAGGAUGUCAUGAAGGCAAGUGCCAUGCUGAAGCGGAAAGAAGAGUAUGCGGUCAUCUUGGCCUUUGACGUCAAAGUGAUGCCUGAGGCUAGUGCCCUUGCAGCUGAAUCAGGGUUGAAGAUUAUUACUGCUGAUACGGUAUAUAGGCUCGUCAACAUCUAUACUGAGCACAUUAAGGGAUUGAAGGAAGCGAAGAAAAUGCAAUUUGCAGCUGAGGCAGUUUUCCCAUGCACCCUGAAGAUUCUGCCAAACCGUGUCUACCAUAGCAAGGAUCCAAUUGUUUGCGACGUUGAAGUUGUGGAAGGUGUCGUCAAGGUGGGAACCCCGAUAUGUGUCUUCACCCAGAGCAAGGAUAAAAGCAAGAAUAUAAUAGUUCAUAGCCUCGGAAGGAUCUCCUCCAUGCAAACAUCCAAUGGCAAUCAGAUUUUCUCGGCCAGGAAUGGAGUUGUGGCCAUAAAGAUAAGCGGUGACAGCCCUCAGGAGAAAUCCCGGUCUUAUGGGCGCCAUUUUGAUUCUAGCAAUGAGCUGGUCAGCGAGAUCUCGAGGAGAUCCAUUGAUGUACUCAAAGAGUGCUUUCGGGAUGAAAUGAGCGCUGAAAAUUGGCAGCUUAUCACCAGGUUGAAGACGCAAUUCAAGAUAGCCUGA